AUGGCUUGCGCAGAAGAGGAGGAGAUUCAAAAUGGUUCGCGGCCCAUGCCAAGAUGUGACAAGACCUCCCAUACGCCGUAUGUCUACCCAGAUUGCAAGCAUACCCGGGAGGUCACUUGCUACUUCCUUGCCGAGUACAAGCGAGAGCCAAGCAAGGUCCCAAAGUGUGAACACUUAGUCGAAUACCUUCCUGAUUGCGGUCACUGUAUUUCAGUGAAAUGCAGCUUUAAGUCAGCGUACCUGCGCAGCGCAGCACAAUUUGUUUGCCCACAGAAGCUUGAUAUUGAUCUCCCACGAUGUGGCCAUCCUGCCAAGGUCUCAUGUGCCGAGGAGCAGUCGUUGCGAAGCUGGACUGGAGGCCGAUGUGGUGAUGGUAUGGUGCGAGAAGGAGAAGCCUAUGGCCCAUUGGACCAUGUUUGCGACAAAAUUGUGACCUUUGUACGCAGAUGUGGGCACGAGGAAAAGGUCAAGUGCGGGAAAGCAUUUGAUUUGGCAAAUGUGCGAUCUCAUUGCAAAGAGACAGUGCCAAUUACACAUCCACAUUGCGGUCACGAAUGCAAAACAGCGUGUCAUCAGUCGCAAGAAUAUGCUCAUCUUCCACGACCACAGGGAAGUGUGGACAGUUUGGAAGAAGCCGCGCUUCACGGUUCAUCGCCACAAUUGCCUGGACUAACCUGCACCGCAGAGGUUCUUGUGAAGCGAAAGUGUGGGCAUGAGAUCCGCGUGAAAUGCCAUUUGAAGACUUCACCCCUUCCUUUGUGCAAAGAAACCUGCGCUGUAUUCAGUCCCAUGUGCGGUCACGAAGUCUUUGUUCCAUGUCAUCAACUGGAUGACAUGAGAAGGUGGCAAUGCUGGGAACCCGAGGUGGUCGCGCAUUUGCAAAAGCACGCAGAGCUACCUGCCCACGCCAAGCCUCAAGAACUCAGCAGUCCUCAAGAAUUGCUGAAUGUGGCAAAGACUUGCAAGAAAGCUGUGAAGGUGACUCGUGCUUGUGGCCACCACGUUGACUAUGAUUGCAAGGAAUUGACAAAGAUAUUGAAGGAUGGGACUGUGAAAGGCCAGUGCUACGAGAAGGUUGAAAAGCCUUUAAGAUGUGGCCACAUGGCAAAAGCCAAGUGUUACGAGCACCAGAAGUAUCAAGAUGGCAAAGACAACAUCAAAUGCACAGAAAAGGCGAUCAGGCCAUGCUGGAACUCGUCCACAUGUGGGUCGAGCCGCUUGAUGGUUCAAUGCGCGUCGACUUCAAAGAUUUGCUGCGGAACGGAAUCAACAUGGAGAUGUCCAGCAGAUCGUCACAGCUAUCAGUUGAAACUAUGUAAAGAUGGGACCCCCAGCGCUUGCCCGGGCUGCCAACAAGACACCGCAAAUGCACAGAUCCAGGAGAUCACAAGAGCUUUGCAAACUGAUGUUCCUUUGGAUUGUGAGCUAAACCCAUGCUUUUUGGAGACCACCACCACCAAAGUGCCUUUCUUUAGCAAGUCGAUGUGCUUCGCAGAGGAAGUUCACAACUUCGAUCCGGCAUCAUUUUCCACAGAGUUUCGAUCAGCGCAGCUAGAGCUUCUCCAAGCAUUCCAAGAAAAGGAGGAUCAAAAGCUUUGGGAUCGACAACUCUUCGAGCCCAAGUUGAUCCCUGUCUUUUGCUGCUUGAAGAAUCAGAAGCAGUCCAUCCAAGGAUUCUCUUUGCGCAAACAAGUGAGGGCCGACACUUUGGAUGGGAUUCAGGUACACCGUUUGACACAUGGAAAUUUGAAGGCAUUGGAGGAUGCAGAGGAGACACAGUUGGUGGUCGGAUAUCUUUACACCCUCCGAUGCUGUCAUGAGUUCUGGCCGAAUGAAUCGAACCAAAAGAAUCAAAAGAAAAAGAAGGCCCUGGUGCAAAGUUGGCGUCAGAGUUUUGAUUGUUUCGAAGAAAAGGCCGCGAAAGCACCACGUCGCUUGGUCGUAUGGCCACCGUUUGCCAUUUACAUGACGCAUGGCCUGAAGCUCUCGAAAGCAUCCCUGAGGAAGGCCGCUUCCCUACUGGAGGGCCAGCGCGAUGUUGACUUGGUGCCUCUGCAGAUCACUCUUGCAAAGCCACCAUUUCCAGUGCAGCCAGCUUCAGCGGCUCCUGAGCCAGCGUGGGAAGCAGAUGACCGAUAUCUCCACCUUGAGGAGCUGCAAGACACGCCAGCAGCUGAGUUGGUCUUCCCAACCGAAUGGAGUGGAUCAUUGAUUUCAGGCGAUCUCACAGAACGUCAUGAUUCGGAACUCAAACAGAAGCUUUCCUUCAUCAACAAAGCCGCCACCCCCUUUGCUGGGAAGAACCUUUUGGAUCAACUGGCGAAGUCGCUUGAAGUGUCUGGAAGCACAACAUCAUCAAAAGGAGCCACAUCAAAUCAUCUGGAUUUACUUUUUGCUUUGGAGCUCUACAACACCGACUCUGAGAGGUCCAAAGAGUACUUGGAGAAGUACUUGGCCUGUACCAAAGCCAGCGCGAGGCCAGAAGCUCAUCCUUUGCUGCUCCUGGCAAUGUACCGCAACACCAAGAGCCAAAACAUGUUGGAAGCACUACAGCGCUACCCAGCCUUAGAGGCCUUACUGAACCAUGAGGAAAAGGCUCAAGUGGAGGGCGUCGCUGCCAGCGCAUUGGAGCCGGCUGAGAUGUGGGAAGAAAUGAAAGAGACCAAAGGCUGCUGCUCAGAAGCCAUGGACAAGCUGAUGGCAUUGACAGGAAUCAAGAAAGUGAAGGCCACAGCUGUGGCGCUCUACAAGUCAGCUUUGCAGUUUAAGAAGAUGAGCCCUGAAAUGCAGAAGGCGAAUGCCAUGGCCUUGAACUAUUGCUUCCUUGGAAACCCUGGAACAGGGAAGACGACUGUAGCCAGAUUAUUUGCAGCUGUCUUGCACGAUUCUCAAUUGCGAAGCCAGAAUGUUUUCCAGGAAUGCGGGGCACAGAAGGUGAAGGACGACGGGAUCGAUGAAUUCAGAAAGCUUGCGCAAGCCGCCAUGGAUGGCGUGCUCUUCAUUGACGAGGCAUACGACUUGGAUCCGCUUGGGGAUAAGUUCAAAGGUGCACCAAUUGUGAAUGAAUUGGUCACCCUCACCGAGAACGAGCGGGAUCGGUUGACCGUCAUUCUGGCAGGAUACGAGGAUGACAUGAACAACAAGUUUUUCGCCUACAAUACAGGAUUGAAAAGCCGCUUUCAUGAAGUGAUUUUUGAAGAUUUUGAUGAAGCGGAGCUGUCUCAGAUUUGGUGCCAGAACAUGCAGCAGCGCGGGUGGACCGACGAAGACCCUCGCCUGACGAGCGUCGCAGUGAGGAGGAUUUUGAAGAGUCGAGGGAAGAAGGGCUUCGGCAAUGCCAGAGAGGUGCGAAAGAAGAUCGAAACGGCCACAGCUGUUGCCAUGAGCCGGGAGGACUUUGAGCCAUCGAGCAUGAUUCUUCGCUUUGCUGACGUGGUUGGAGAGGACCCUCGCGGUAACGCCAAAUUGAAGACUGUUCUGGAUAAAAUGGAGAAGAAGAUCGGCUGGAAGAAGAUAAAAGAGGCCGUUAAGGAGCUCAUUACUGUGUGCGGCACCAACUAUCAGCGUGAACUUGACGGUCAAGCUCCGCUACCCGUUUUCCUGAAUCGGCUUUUUCUGGGAAAUCCUGGCACAGGCAAAACCACCUGCGCCAGCAUGUAUGGAGAAAUAUUGAAGCACUUGGGCUUUUUGACUUCUGGCGAAGUGGUCUUCAAGACUGCUGGUGACAUGGGUGGUGCAGUUGUCGGAGAAGCGCAGCAAAAGGUCCUCAGCAUUCUUCAGUCGGCUGCAGGGAAAGUCCUGGUCAUUGACGAGGCUUAUAACUUGGAUGAUAACCUCUAUGGCAAGCAGGUGUUGGAUGUGUUGGUGGAGAAGAUCCAAGGAACGGAGAAUGAUGACAUCGCGGUCUUGCUGCUGGGCUAUGAGGAACCCAUGUCGGCAAUGCUGCGAAAUCAGAACCCUGGAUUGGCAAGGCGAUUUCCCUUAGAGAUGGCGUUCCGAUUCGAAGACUACAAUGACCAGGAGCUAAUGGAAAUCUUGCGCUUAAACUGCAAGCAGAAAGAUCUGAAGCCAAGCAUCGAAUUUCAAGAGAAGGCUCUGAGGAAGCUUGGAAUGCUCCGCCAGAGUUCUGCAAACUUUGGCAACGCCGGGGCGGUGGAAAAUCUCUUGAAGUCGGCAAUGCUCAAGGCAUCGGCUCAAGGCAACGGACUUGCCUUGCAACCGGAUGACAUCGACGUUGGGCCAGAGGCCGACCUUCACGAGGACCCCUUCGCUCCCCUUGACAAGCUCUAUCGAAUGGAAACCGUGAAGCAGAAGCUCCAACAGCUCAGCAAUGCUUUCACGGUGGCACAGCAGGAGGGCUCGGAGUUGCCUGAGCUGGGUCACUUCGUCUUCACCGGGGCGCCUGGCACUGGGAAGACUACAGUGGCACGUGUUAUGGCCAGGAUUCUGUUCCAGCUUCGCCUUCUUGGAAGUGAGAACGUACAAGAAACCUCGGGGCUGAACCUGACUGGCGAGUAUGUGGGGCAAACGAAAAAGAAGGUGGAAGAGAAGCUGGACGCGGCCAAAGGUGGCGUUCUCUUCAUUGAUGAGGCUUAUGAACUGGGCAAAGGGCGCUUCGGUGCAGAGGCCUGUACAGCCAUUGUGGCGGCCAUGACAGAUCCGAAGUACAAAGGCUCGAGUCUCUCGGAAGAGUGCUUUGGAAGAAAAGACAGAGCGCUUUAG
This is a messenger RNA of Durusdinium trenchii, 4722 nucleotides long. Lineage: Eukaryota; Dinophyceae; Suessiales; Symbiodiniaceae. The record is from the annotation of a GenBank genome assembly.